AAUCCAAAUCCCAUUUGCUACAUUCAUCACUUCAUCAGAGCCCAUCAUUAACUCUAGGUGAAAUGCUCUCCCACCCUGCAAGCAAGGCAGCUUUCACUUUAGUUUGUUCUCCUUCCUUUCACGUUUUCUCCGUCUCUCUCUCUGGUUUCUGGGUUUCUGUGCUUUCUUCUCAUUGAGAUCUGCUUCAAAAUGGGUUUUUCCCAAGACACUUUGAAAGAGCCACCCAAUGUUAAUGUAUCACACACUUGCUCCUCUCUAGUCCCAGAUCACUACUGUCACCGUAAUGAGUUCACACUUAAAACCAUUCUGAACAAGAUGCUUAGGGAGCUUGGCCUGUCCUGCUUUCUUCCUCCACCUCCACAAACAAGAACAACCCAAAAUGAAGAUCAAAAGAAGAUGAAUUUGGAGCACAACAAGGCAUGGCUGCUUGCAGAGUCAGGUGGGUGUGGAGCAGACCUGACUGGUGCUGAUCCACACUCGGUUCACUCCUCUUUCAGGUUCAGCUUCUGCUCUCAAGUUGAGCUCGACUCCUUGAACAUGACCUCUUCUUCUGCUGCCACUGUUCUCAUGGUCAAUUUGGACAAUGGUUUGUGCGAGUCCAAAGCUAAAGAAUUGAAAUGGAGGAGAUUCGAGUCGUUAGAGAGAAGCAUAUCCCCAAUGGCCAACACUUUGGUUAGAUUCAGCUAUGCCGAAAUUCGUGCAGCUACUCGCAAUUUCUCACAAGGCAGAGUUUUGGGGAGAGGAGCUUUGAGCUGUGUGUUUAGGGGUAGAGUUGGGAUUUUGAGGACAGUUGUGGCAGUUAAGCGACUGGACAAGGAAGAUAAGGAGUCUUCUAAGGCGUUUUGUAGAGAGUUGAUGAUUUCUAGCUCUCUUCACAACCCAAAUGUAACGCCUCUUCUGGGGUUCUGCAUAGAUCCAGAGGAGGGCUUGUUUUUGGUUUACAAGUAUGUCUCUGGGGGAAGCCUAGAGCGUCACUUGCAUGAGAAAAAGAGGGGAGUGCAGGGUACUUCAACACUUUCUUGGUCUGUAAGGCACAAGGUUGCAAUAGGUAUAGCAGAGGCCAUUGCAUACCUACAUAAUGGAACCGAAAAGUGCAUUGUGCACAGAGACAUCAAACCCUCAAACAUUCUCCUUUCUUCAAAGAAAACACCCAAGUUAUGUGAUUUUGGAUUAGCCACAUGGACUUCAGCACCUUCGGUCCCUUUCCUUUGCAAAACGGUCAAAGGAACAUUUGGUUACUUAGCUCCUGAGUAUUUCCAGCAUGGAAAGAUAUCGGAUAAAACUGAUGUUUAUGCUUUUGGUGUCGUCUUGCUGGAGUUGAUAACUGGAAGGAAGCCAAUCGAAGCCAGAAGGCCUCAAGGAGAAGAAAACUUGGUCCUGUGGGCAAAACCCCUCUUGCAUAAAGGUAAAGGAGCUAUUGAAGAAUUGCUUGAUCCUCGGCUAAAAUGCAGUUCGACGAAUCCAAAUCAAAUAGGACGGAUGAUUGAAGCUGCAGCCGCUUGCAUAACUAGUGAAGAAUCUAGGAGGCCAAACAUUGGUGAGGUAGUUGCAAUACUUAAAGGGGAAGAAGAGCCUAUUUACUCCAAGAGAAAGAAGUCUGGUUUUCUGGGAAAUGGGUUGGUCAUUGAUUGUUAUUCCCAAUUACAGCAAACAAAUAGUGAGAUGAGGAGUCACUUAGCUUUGGCUAUGCUUGGAGUUUCUGAGCUGGAGGAUGAUGAUCACCUUUACGGGCGUUGAGACAAGACACAAGAACUAGAUGGCAUUUAAUGUCCACUGUUGUAGAUCAUUUUGUGCUCCCAACAUUAGAUGUAUUGUUGCUGGUUUGAAAUUUGAACUGUGCUAGAAACUGAUAACUGGAAGGAGCGUUGGAAAAUGUAGAUAGAAAUAGCAGUACGAGUGUGUUUGACUGUUUGUGUGUGUGUGUGUGUACAUAUCUUCUUAAUUCAGCUGUUCUAACAGGGAAGGGGAAUUGAUUG
Fragaria vesca subsp. vesca is the source of this 1976-nucleotide messenger RNA. Its product is annotated as proline-rich receptor-like protein kinase PERK13-like. Lineage: Eukaryota; Viridiplantae; Streptophyta; Magnoliopsida; Rosales; Rosaceae. Gene Ontology annotation, molecular function: protein kinase activity; ATP binding. The transcript has 6 exons. Bases 190 to 1737 code for a protein of 515 amino acids. The record is from RefSeq and is a predicted model, not a curated record. Gene Ontology annotation, biological process: protein phosphorylation.